GGCAGCGCCAGCCGUGGAAGUAAUCCGAUACGUUGACGAUCAGCAGCAGCAGCUUCGUUACUAUCAGCUAUGAGGGGGGAAGGUAUGGAGACUUCGCUUCAAGGGGGCCUGCGGGGAUCCCCUUUUGACUUGCGGGAUGAGGAGGAAGUGUCCGCGUUCUCUACUGCGAUGACCUAUAAACAGCAGUUGGAGGAGAUGCUCGCAGCGUUGUGUCAAGUGAAUGGAGAUUUGCCACACGAUGUUCUGCUGGAGGGAGAGGAAACCUACGACGGCUGGGAUGAUGAGCUUUACGAGCUGAUCUCUUUGCAACAGCGGGAUGCGAUUGACAGAGCGCGGGCGAUCGCCGUUUUCUACGACUGCGUGGAGAUGCUGCAGCAGGUCAAAGACAUGCUUGCUGGCCUUCUAGCGAGGAGACAUGCAGGGGGUUUGCCAGGUAGUGAGACACGGACAGCAUCGACAGCAUCAAGAUCAUUGAUAACAUCAUCAAUAUCACUGAUAUUAGCGGCACUGCCAUCGACCGCAGUGACUGCAUCAUUAACAGCGUCUACAACAACAGUAUCAUCAAAAGUAACAACAGCAUCAGCAAUAGCUACACAGUUAGAGUCCACAACGGCUAUGCUGUUAAGUACAACAUCUAUGGAGGUGGCGUCAUCGAAUGAUCCUGGUUGUGUUUGGCAACGUGAGAUGUUUGCGCAGGGUCAUGCUCUACGGGGCUUGGAAGAGGGGCAGCCCCUUUACGUGGAGUUCGUGGAUCUGAAGUUGGGCGGCCGCGAGACCUUUGAGGAGGGACAAGGGUUUGGCGGUUUUCAUAAAAACGAUGACGAAGAUUUCGGGAAUGGCUUCUGGGCCAGCAGCUUCAUCGUUGGAGAUGCAGCCAGGAACGACGACGCUCUCCAAGACAAGAAUAACAACAAGUGUGAUGCAGCGUGUAUCGAUCUGAUCAGUAGCAACAACCAAAUUGCCGCCGAUAUUCGGGGACCAGUGCGUGUGAUUGGCUUGGCUUUCAUUCUGCCUCCCUUCGGGCCUGUUGUGGGGUUUGAUUGGGGUUGGGGGCGAGAGGGGUGGGGGAUCGUACUGUUUUGCGAACAGGAAGGCCAAACGAGGAGGUGGGAAGCGGGAGGGAGGCGUGAAGGGGUGGGAUAGGGACAGGUUUCAUGGCUUUACCCUUC
Messenger RNA from Chara braunii, 1169 nucleotides. The record is from the annotation of a GenBank genome assembly. Lineage: Eukaryota; Viridiplantae; Streptophyta; Charophyceae; Charales; Characeae.